AGAAGACAUAAUGACGUCAAGCCUAAAUAGGAAGUGUGGCAGCACGUUUCCCCACAUGAACACACAGUACAGCUACAGUCUGAAAUGCCAAUCCGCUGAGCAGUUAGCAUGGCAGCACGCAGGCCUCAGCUUCCGAAACAUCACAGCCCUGGCCCCGAUGGUUCGUGUGGGGACCCUGCCGAUGAGGCUGCUGGCUCUGGACUACGGAGCUGAUGUGGUUUACUGUGAGGAGCUGAUAGACAUUAAAAUGGCCCAAUGUCAGAGGAUCGUGAAUGAUGUGCUGGAAACAGUGGAUUUUGUGGCUCCAGAUGAGCGCGUAAUGUUCCGGACCUGUGAGAGGGAAAAGGACAGAGUCGUCUUCCAGAUGGGAACUGCUGAUCCUGACAGAGCUUUAACAGUGGCCCAGCUUGUGUGAGUAUAACAGAACAUAUAGUGGAGAAAGCUCUGCAACAAAGCAUUUAGAUAAUAACUAUAUUAAUAUUAAUAGUAAUAAAUUAAUAUUCAUGAUGCUUAAUCAUGGAGAGCCAUAUGGAGAGACCUUUCUAGUGCUGAACCUCACCUGCAGAGCUCAACUUUAAAUAUUAUUGUUAUUUCCAUGACCUUCACUAUUCCUGGAAUUUAUUUUAACAGUUCAGGACAGCAGACUACAAGGCAGUUGGUUAAUUUAAUAUUUUUUGACAUUUAAAAUUCUUCACUACUUCUGAGCAACACAUUCAGGUGAGACAAUUGUAGAACCAGCAUCUACAAGCUUCACAUUUCUACACGAGGAAUACAUGCAAUUUGAGUGGUGAAUUUAUUCAGUUUAAGGUUUUCAUUGGCUUGAUGUCUGUCAAUUUUUUCUGUAAGUUUCUAUAGAAAGUGACAACCAACCUACUUGUAUAAUUCAAAUGUGUCAGUUGGUCAACUAAGUGAAGUCUUUAUUUUUAGUGUUGGUGACAUUUACUGGACUUUGAGUUCCUUACAUGGGCAGGAACUUUUUCUCCAGGCUUCUGUUAAAGUUUCGGGAUCAACGAAGCCUCAUAUUUGACUCUAGAAUACCUUAGAACAUUGUGUUGUCAUGAACCUUAACAUUUACCAUAAGAUGGUGUUU
Molecule: messenger RNA, 1090 nt
Organism: Poecilia latipinna (sailfin molly)
Lineage: Eukaryota; Metazoa; Chordata; Actinopteri; Cyprinodontiformes; Poeciliidae
Product: tRNA-dihydrouridine(20) synthase [NAD(P)+]-like
Exons: 5
Coding region: 11-415 (134 amino acids)
Biological process (GO): tRNA dihydrouridine synthesis
Cellular component (GO): cytoplasm
Molecular function (GO): tRNA dihydrouridine synthase activity
Source: RefSeq, a predicted model, not a curated record